AUGGCCUACUCAGUAUGCCUCUACACGUUAGACCUCUCUCCUUCCAUGUCCACCUUCACCAAGGACGGGUCCCACCUCUCCCUGGCACAGGAAUACAUUGCUCGCCUAGCCGAGCCCAAGAUCCAAAGCGGGCGGAAGAGCGAGCAUGUUGGUCUCGUGUCGUUUGGGGGACGGACACAUAACCAGGCCCAUUCGGCUUGGGUCGCGGAACAUGGAGACGACGAUCCGCCUUAUACCGCGAUUUCGAGCGAUGUGGCCAUCCAGAGCGCCAAACCUAAGAUGCUCGAGGUGCUCAUGAACCUCGAGGUUGGGGAGGAGGCGGGGAAUCCCGUCGGUGCCCUCAUGGUCGCGCUGGACAUGAUAGAGCAGCAUAAACAUACGAAACGGUGGAGUAUUGAGAUUAAGCUCGUUACGGAUGGCGAGAGCGUUUUCGUGCAGGAAGAAUACGAGGAUGCAAUGACGCGGCUUGAUGCGCUUGGAGUCAAGCUCACCGUCAUCGGAAUCGGUUUCGACGAUCCCGCCGACCCGAUUGACAAGACCAAGUCCAAGCCCAAACGACUCAGCGAGAAGUUCUGGCGCGCCUUCAUUAAUGGCUUGAACGAGCAGAUGUCCAAGACUACAGACAGCGACCUCUUCCUUCCCCGCCUGCUCACUUUCGACUCCGAACUGGAAGAGGCGCGCCGCCCGCAUCCGGCCACAACCGAGGGCACGGUCAGCGGGAUCCACCUCUACAUCGGCGCGGCGGGGGUGGAUUCCGACGCGGCCAUCUCGAUCCCAAUGCAGUACUCCAAGGCGACGAUGAAGGCACGGCCGCCGAGCUUGAGCAAGACAUGGAAGACGGCGGUCGACGUACAGGCCCCGGCACGGGGCACGGAGGCGUCCCAGCUCCUCUCGCAGAUUGAGAGCCAGGGCGCUCUGGUUGGGGCUAUCUCAGGCAAGAUCAACCGCCACAUGCUGUACUUUAUCCGCAGAGCCGAGGCUGCCUCGUUUCAAGCAACGCAGUCACAGCCACAGUCGCAGCGGAUAGAAGACGACCCGGACUUCAUACUCCCAACUCAAACCCAGACCCUAACCCAAACUGUGGAGGAGGAGCCAGUAGAGAAGGAGGAUCUCGUCAAGGCGUGGCGCUUCGGUUCGUCACUCAUCCCCGUCGAGGCAGACACGUUCGAGCCACUUCCCACUCAGAAGGGCAUCGAGGUGCUCGGCUUCAUCCCACAGGCGCAUGUACGCAAAUACAUGCUGAUUGGGGAGGUGCGAUACCUGUGGCCUGACCUUGCGUCGGGACGCGCACAGAUCCAGUUCUCGGCGUUCGUGUCGGCGCUCUUCACGACGGGAUUGGUGGCGGUUACCCGCUUCGUGACGCGCGACAACGCCGAGCCUGCACUCGGGGUUGCGAUUCCGCAAAUCGACUAUCUUGGCGACGACAAGAGGUUGGACUUGAUGUACUGGAUCCGGUUACCCUUCGCGGACGACGAGCACAAGUUCUGGUUUCCCAGUUUGGACAAAUACGUCUCGACAACAGGCAAGGAGAUCACGGAACAUCCCUUCAUCCCGACAAAAGAGCAAUGUGCGCUUAUGGACGAGCUGGUAGCGGGCAUGGAUCUGGACACUGUGCCGCCUCCGGGAGAACAGUCUGCCGACUCGGCGCGUUCCGAUUCUGAAGAGGAAGAAGACUUUGGCACGUGGUUCUCCUCUGCGCGCGCGGUCAACCCAACCAUCCACAGGAUAAAGGAAGCGAUCCUACACGCGUCGCUGACCGACGGGCCUCUCGGCCCGCCACAUCCCGAAAUCACGCAAUACUUCUACACGCCAACCCAAAUCGCGGAACGGGUGGAGAAGGUGUCUGGACGCCUCAAGGACGCACUGGACAUCAAGAAGGUGCCACUGCGCCAGCGACGCCAGGCUGGCAAGGAGGUGAUGAAGGAAGACGAGGGGUUCUUGGACAUUGACGACUUGUUUGGUGCCGGACCCAGUAGUUCUGGGCCGAGCAAUGUGGUCCAGGACAGCCCGAGCAGUGUGGUAAAGGACGAGCGGACUAGUUCGGUCAAGCCCAAUGGGGCCGAUGACGGGGUCAAGGUCGAGGGCGGGGAUGAGGAUGGGGAUACGAAGCCCAAGGCUGAGCCCAAGGAGCCAAAGAUCGAGCCUAAAUCCGAGCACACUUCCCCUGUCAAGGCCCGGCCCAAGCCCGGCCGGCUCAUCAGCAACGAGAACCCGCUGGAGGAUUACCACCGCCUUGUACAGGCCGAAGGGGAUAUGUUCCGCAAAGCAAUUACAGACCUCGCCGCUGUUGUGCGUGAGAACAUUGCGGCUAGCUUUAGCAGGCAGGCGUUCCCGCUAGCGCUGGAGUGUCUUGAGGCUAUGCGGGCGACAGCGUUGACCUUUGAAGAGGUCGAGACGUAUAAUGCCGCGGUCGACGAGCUGGAGAAGACUGUCAAGGCGGCCGGGUUCAAGCACCUGGAUUUCUGGAAACACUUUGAGAAGGCAGGAAGCAGGGUCGCGCGUAUCUCGGAGGACGAGGCCGAGGCCGCGCUCGAGGAGGAGGAGUACGAUUAG
Molecule: messenger RNA, 2553 nt
Organism: Cutaneotrichosporon cavernicola
Lineage: Eukaryota; Fungi; Basidiomycota; Tremellomycetes; Trichosporonales; Trichosporonaceae
Gene: YKU80
Exons: 6
Coding region: 1-2553 (850 amino acids)
Biological process (GO): DNA recombination; telomere maintenance; double-strand break repair via nonhomologous end joining
Cellular component (GO): Ku70:Ku80 complex; nucleus
Molecular function (GO): telomeric repeat DNA binding; damaged DNA binding; double-stranded DNA binding
Source: RefSeq, a predicted model, not a curated record